Molecule: messenger RNA, 901 nt
Organism: Halichondria panicea
Lineage: Eukaryota; Metazoa; Porifera; Demospongiae; Suberitida; Halichondriidae
Exons: 4
Coding region: 128-802 (224 amino acids)
Source: RefSeq, a predicted model, not a curated record
GUCAUAUCUAGCAAUACUCGCCAAACCAACAUCUCUAUGUAAGGGUAGGGCCACACAGACAACACUACAGUCAGUCAAGUACUCAAGCUAUCAAGAGACUAGUAGUUGACAGUGCUAUAUUAAUACGAUGAGUACAGCUACAGAAGAUCAAACCCGACCACAAGACUCAAUCACUGAGGUCACAUUACAACCAGCCUCAGGCAAUGGAGAACAAGCUAUUCAAGACCAGCCAACCUCCAUUAACAGUCACCAAAGGUUGACAAUAGAGGAGCCGAAGGCUGCCUCCAACAGAGUGGUUCGUCCCGUGUGUCAGAUAGCCAGGGCCCAGGCUCCUUGUCAAGCCUGCCUUAGACCCGCGAUGUGGGUGCCAGGACUACGCAACUUGCACAUGGCCAGAGAGACAUGGCUCAUCAAGAUGGAUCCUGCCCAGGCACUGGAUAAGCUGGUUGAUGGUGUGGAGGAUUACGAUAAGGCUGAGCUGAUGGAAGUGCAUAAGGUGGACAAGUCCAGAGGUUACGUUGAGAUCUUCCAAUUCACUCAAGGCUGCAACUGGCUGGAUGUAGUCGAGGUCCGCUUCUACACUGGAGAUGAGCCAGGGAUGACCAGAGCUGAGAGUGUGUCCUUCUCCUCUGGCCUGAUUCCAGCAUGGUGUCCACUCAGCUUCCUCUGCAACUGCUGCUGCUUCUUUGCUCCGUUCUCUGGCAACGGACAAAACACAAAGCGUCUUGAGGUGAUCAGGAAUGCUCUCGGCGUGGAAGUCACCGUUACUGCAGAGACAAAAUGCAACUGUUGCCCUUCUUAAAACUAACAAGAGAGAGUUUUUAAUGAACUAUUCUUUGUUUAUAUACGUACACAAUGUCAUUACAUGUACUGCACUGCAGCAAUGAAUCAACAAUCAUUA